Messenger RNA from Pogona vitticeps (central bearded dragon), 2191 nucleotides. Its product is annotated as chemerin-like receptor 1. Lineage: Eukaryota; Metazoa; Chordata; Lepidosauria; Squamata; Agamidae. Gene Ontology annotation, biological process: complement receptor mediated signaling pathway; phospholipase C-activating G protein-coupled receptor signaling pathway; positive regulation of cytosolic calcium ion concentration. Gene Ontology annotation, molecular function: G protein-coupled receptor activity; complement receptor activity. The record is from RefSeq and is a predicted model, not a curated record. Gene Ontology annotation, cellular component: plasma membrane.
GUGGUGCGGCGCGGAACUCAUUUUGAAUCUGCACACGACAUGAUGAAUUGCUCUUGUGGCCCCGUCAAUGCUACCACUGUGAACGAUGCUAUGCGCCGCAUCGCAAUAGUAACGAAUGUGAUCAUCCUGGUGCUGGGUACAUCUGGCAAUGGGUUGGUGAUAUGGGUCAUAGCCAUGCGGGGGAAGCACAAAACCUUGACCUCCAUCUGCUACUUGAAUCUGGCAGUGGCAGAUUUCUUCUUUUCUCUCGGCCGGAUCCCGGCCCUGGUGCAGGAGCUCAUGCACUGCUGUUGGCCCUUCGGACUUGCCCUGUGCAAGCUUCAUGCCUUUGCUCGCUACCUCGUGGUCUUUGCUGGUGUCUUCAUCCUCACGGUCAUCAGCGUAUACCGGUGCUUGUUGAUAGCAAGGCCUGUUUGGGCUCGAAACCACCAAGGACCUUGCUAUCAAAAACUGAUGUGCAUCGGGGCAUGGAUUCUCGCCUUUGCCUUCAGUGUCCCCUAUCUGGUGGUCCGUGAUAUUGAAGUCAAGAAUGGAGCGACCUACUGCGUCUAUCGGAAAGAUCUCAAGAAGUCCACGGAACUGCCCUUGAGGCUGAGUAGAUUCUUUGCGGGGUUCCUUGUCCCCUUCAUCAUCAUCUUCUCCUCCUAUUUGGUUCUGAUUUUCAAGCUUCGCGGACGGAGUUGGAAACAUUCCCAUCGAACCUUCUCUCUGGUGGCCACCAUCGUCGCCCUGUUCUUUAUCUGUUGGCUGCCCCAUCACAUCUUUGUAUUUGUCAGCACCAUAUCAAGUGAAAAGGAUGGAUGGGGGGUUGGCCUCAAGCUCUCAAACGCCCUGGCGUAUCUCCACAGCUGUGUCAACCCUGUGCUGUAUUGCUUUGUGGGCUACGUACGGGUUAGAAGUCUCCAUCAUCAAGCUUCCUUCUUGGGAUUCUUCCGCAAGGCACUGACUGAAGAGGAUGACAGCUCUCUUGCGGCAGAAACGUCACGAAGCCUUAAUCAGAAGACCUAAGGACCUUCUGUGUUCUGGUUCCACGGGGAAGGCUUCUGGCUACUUCCCACACUCUCAGAAAAUAUGGAAGUUGCAGCACGACAUUUGCCAGUCAAGACACAUGGCUUCAAUGUUGGACUUCUAACCUCAAUUAUCCCCUGUAUUGGAACUCCUGGUUCUGAGGAAUUCUCAGAAAAAAGGGAGCGCCAUGGGCUCCCUUCCUCCAUUGGGCCAGUGUCCUCUCGCUCUGUUUCUCAACUCCUAUUAAUUAUUGUCUUAAAGAAGGCAGAUAAUAAGAAGAUGGGGGCAACUGAUACACUCUCUUCUAGCUGUUCACCCCUCUCAGUAGCAAAAAGAGGAAAUGAUGGAGCAAAAAGGUACAGGUGGCCAACAGUGGCCAUUUAGAUGUCUGUACAGGUGUCUGUCUGUCAAGUAGAACUCUCAGAACGGAGAAUUAUGGGAUCUGUAAUCCAAGAAAUUUUAAAAAAUCUUAUCCCUAGCAUACACCUUUUUAAAGCCCAACUAGAGAGGGAUGGCUGCGUAGAAUAACUUAUAUCCCACAUGUUUGUGCUUUGAGAGAGAGAUAGAGAGACACACACAGUUUGUGGUUCACUCCAGGCUUCUGGAAGGUGGGGAAUUUUUAAUUUAGUGUCCACUGAGGUUGGAUUAUGGAAAUCCCACCUCCCAUGCUUUAGUCUGGAAUAUCUUUUCUUUUCCUGUGAAGUCUGCCCUGUUGGUGGUGUUGAACUGAGUUUCUGAAAUUCAUCUCUUCCUCCCCCUUUACUCCUGGAAUCAAAUUAAGGGGAAGCGUAUUUCUGAUCAUGUACUGAAUAUCCGUCUUUAUAGGGGAGACAGAAGAACAGUUUUCAAACAAAUCCAUAAUUUCUCUACAGGGAAGGGACACAGAAACCGUGAAGUCAGCAUUAAUUUUGCAGAGACCCAUAUAUCUUGUCUCUGGCUUUGGCCUUGCCUGUCACUCGUUCCCUACUUUUAGCAGGUCAGUUACUGAGGUUAAUUUGCACCAGGUUGUAGGGAAAUUCACAGGUCGGUGUUAUGGGUGUAUGUGACUCACUGUGUUUACCCUCGGCCAUCUGCAGAUGGAGAGGUUCAAGUUACUGAGGCCCAUUUUCUAAAGGUCACCUUCUUAUCUUCUCAUUCCAACCCUAAGAAACAAUAUACAGUCUAGACAACCUCUUUCUAAUAA